This is a messenger RNA of Diprion similis, 1178 nucleotides long. Its product is annotated as carbohydrate sulfotransferase 4-like. Lineage: Eukaryota; Metazoa; Arthropoda; Insecta; Hymenoptera; Diprionidae. The coding region runs from base 1 to 1119 and encodes 372 amino acids. The transcript has 6 exons. The record is from RefSeq and is a predicted model, not a curated record. Gene Ontology annotation, molecular function: N-acetylglucosamine 6-O-sulfotransferase activity. Gene Ontology annotation, biological process: N-acetylglucosamine metabolic process; sulfur compound metabolic process.
AUGACGAAAUGUUGUCUGAAAGGUGUCUUUCAGAAUAAGGUAGAUGAAAUCGAGAAAGCUGAUAAUUCAAGUACUACUUCAAGCGAAAUACAGCAGGUCCUUGAUCUACAACGCCGAAUAAUUCGCAAUGAGAUGAGCGAUUACCAAUUUCCGAACGGAAGAGAUAAAAGUAGAAAUGCCACCGAGCUGAAAGACUUAUUGAUGAAGGAAAGUGGAAACCCGAUCAGAAGUGUCAUUGUCGCACGCGUUCGUAGUGGAAGUACAUUUCUAGGCGAUAUUGUCGCAGCACAUCCGGCGGUCUUUUAUCACUGUGAACCACUUUUGGACUUUGGCACCAUUCGAAUUACAGAUCCACCACUGACUAGUCAGGCCUUGAAAAAUCUAAAGCGACUACUAAACUGCGAAUAUGUCGAUUUGGAUCACUACAUAGAACACGGGAAGACUGAGUAUUGGAAUUUUAGAUUUAAUUCGCCUCUGUGGACGCAAUGUCAAGCUCACAAGAGCAUCUGCUACGAUUCCAGAUUUCUCAGUGGAAUGUGCGAACUUUUUCCAUUUCAGUCAAUGAAAAUAGCCCGCCUGAGAUUGCACAUUGCAAAAGAACUUCUCGCUGAUAAGAAAUUGGGUGUAAGAUUGGUACUUUUGGUAAGGGAUCCCCGUGGGAUUCUUCAGUCGCGGAAACAUACUUCAUUUUGUUCGAAGAAUCCGGAUUGUAUGGAUCCAGGUUUACUUUGCGCGGACUUGGUAUCGGAUUUUAACUCCGCGGUGGAAUUGCAAGAGAAAUAUCCCACUACAUUCAGGGUGAUACGAUACGAAGAUCUCUCGGUUGAGCCGCAUAAGCAGGUGGAAGAACUUUUCAAGUUUUAUGGACUCCAUUUUCACCCAAACGUCAAAAAGUAUUUGGAUACUCAUACGAAACAUAACGUCGGUGACGUAUACAGUACAUACAGAAAUUCGAAGACGGCUCCCUUUCACUGGAGAACAAAUCUAGAAUUUGAAGAAGUCGAAGAGAUUCAACGUACUUGCUUCAUGGCAAUGAAACACUGGGGUUACGUUCCAGCGUUGAACGCUUCUCAUCAAAGAGAAUUCAAUCCCGUAACAAACUAUGUGCUGCACUUGUAAAACAGUUCCGAAGUCUGUGAGGACAUCAGAAUGAUUUUCAAAGCUGAAUUUGUAAUAUA